GGCCCGCAGCAGCAGCCAGUCUCGAAUUCUCAGUCUCACUCAGUCAGUCAGACCGUUUUUUUUUCGUUAUACCGAGUACCCACUUCUCCUCGCAUUCUUUUAACAUCAUCUCUUGAAACCGCGCGCCGCGUCUCGCCGGUAACACACCACAUUUGACCACAUCACCGACUCCGUUGCCCAUAAUUUUGUCUAAAUUCUGCCCUUUUCACUUAUUAAAAAUGUCUCUUGAAACUGAAACAGUACCAAACACCCCUGACACACCCCAAGAAACAGUUGAACCCAAAGAACAAGAACAACAUCAGGUACAGGAGGAUGAAGCUGAUAACGUGUGCGUCAUGCAAAAGCCGGCAGAAGAUAAAAAAGAAAACGAGCGAGAAUCCACCGCGUGUUCUUUAGCAUCUCGGUCACCUGUAGCUGCUGUUACUGAGGACUUUUUGUUGCACGAAAAAUUCGCCGAUAGUUCCUUAGAGGAACCGGUGCAAGAGCCAAGAACUCCACUUAAUUCAGAAAACGAAGAUACUCAAGAAGUUCCUCCACCCCCUCAAAUUGUCGAAGUGGUCUCUGUUUACAGUGAAACCGUUGUGGUUAAUGAUGAAACUCCUGUCGAGGAAGAAGUGCUUAAUGGGCAUGUUACUCCUGAACCAGAACCUGCUCCAAAAGAGGUGGAACCUGAACCGGUCCUUGCACCAUUAACCAAUGGAAAAUCCAAUGGAGAAUGUAAGUUUGAGGCCAGUGAGGAGCUUGAUCAUAAGCCAAAGGUCUUGAAUGGUACCAUCGCUACUGAGCUAAUCAACGAAGAUUAUAAAUUGCCCGACGUGGUUGAAGUGAAGAAGAACUUUGAGCACAUCGCCAAUUCGGGACAUAAUGUCAACUCACAGGCGCCUCCUAAAAAAGGAGCUCUUUCGACCAACAUAGACUCUGUCAACGUAAAAAAUGCGUAUCAAGAUGUCAGAAGUGACGUUACGGAAACCCAAUGGGCCGUCUUUAAAUUCGAAGGACCGACGAUCGUGACGUCAGCCAAAGGGUCGGACUUUGACCAAUUUAAAACCCAAUUCGGCGACGACGAGAGGGCGUUCGGCUACAUUCGAGUCCAAACCGGAGACGAAAUGUCGAAACGAGCGAAAUUUUUACUGGUCACCUGGAUCGGGCCCUCAGUCAGCAUUUUAAAACGGGCCAAGAUGUCCACCGAUAAGGCGCUUAUUAAAGAUAUUUUAUCGAAUUUCGCCGUAGAACUACAAACCGAAAACAUCACGGAAAUCAACCUGCAAAACUUCGAAUCCGAAUUGGACAAAGCGGCUGGUGCACACUACGGUACAGGAAUCAGAAGUUAAAACUAAGACGAAAAAAGUACGUUUUAUAAGUAAAAAAAAACGCGUGGAGUUCUUCACUUUGGGACCAAAUCAAACGGGCACCUUGCUGCCCCCAAUUUAUGAAUUUUACCCACAUUCUUUAAUAUGAGACUUAAUAAAUUUAUGUAUAAUA
Anthonomus grandis grandis is the source of this 1482-nucleotide messenger RNA. RefSeq lists its product as uncharacterized. The transcript has 4 exons. The record is from RefSeq and is a predicted model, not a curated record. Gene Ontology annotation, molecular function: actin filament binding. Gene Ontology annotation, biological process: regulation of actin filament polymerization. The coding region runs from base 219 to 1331 and encodes 370 amino acids. NCBI's taxonomy places the organism in Eukaryota, Metazoa, Arthropoda, Insecta, Coleoptera, Curculionidae. Gene Ontology annotation, cellular component: cortical actin cytoskeleton; plasma membrane; site of polarized growth.